AUGCUGUGGCCAAUCUACCUACACCCACUACACCUAAAUGGGGCCCUAGUACAUGACACGCGACGCCCACGCUAUUUGACUGAUGAACAGAGGGCACAACUUGGGGAUCAUCCCGAGUUGGAAGAGGCCCGGCGCAGUCUAGACAAGAUCCGUGCCCAAUACGAGAAGACUCAGCAACCUAAUCUUAAUGAAGAGCAAGCAUUUCUGGAUAUCGAGGCGCAGCUGUCUGGUACAGUGGUCCAGCCCGCGCUGUAA
Messenger RNA from Penicillium vulpinum, 255 nucleotides. RefSeq lists its product as uncharacterized. Lineage: Eukaryota; Fungi; Ascomycota; Eurotiomycetes; Eurotiales; Aspergillaceae. The record is from RefSeq and is a predicted model, not a curated record. Bases 1 to 255 code for a protein of 84 amino acids. The transcript has a single exon.